GGAGUCUUAGUAAUAGGAUCCCAUUUACCCUUUGAGUACGGAACCCUAAUAACCUUAACUGAGUAGUUCCAAACUAAUGGCAUUUACAAUUCUUACGUUUUACGUUCUACUGCCAUCUAGCGGCGAGUAGAAGAACUAGGUAUUAGUAAAUCAAUUUGCUUGUUCAUAACAUAUACUGUGACAAAAGUAAUGAGCAUUGCAGCAUCUAAUAAAAUAUCAACACCAUAAUUGCGGCUAAUAGGCACUAAAAAUAAACACAAGACUAACAUGUCCUACCCAAAAUAAUUCAACGUUCUUCCUUUAACACAAGUCACCCAAGCAGGCCAAGCAAGUAACCGUUUUUAACAGCGCUCUCUGUUGAUAUUAUCACGAACUAUGCCAGUAAGUUUCAGACACUGAAUUAACAGCGCAUACAGAAAACCAUUGUCGAAUAACUUUUGAAAUAGUUUAACAAUACAUAUGUUACUUAUUUACUAUUUUGGUUUUUUAAUUAGUAAAAUAAACAAAUUGCUGCUCUUUUGUGAAAAUUACACAAUAACUGUAAAAGGAAUACGCCUGCGAAACGACAUUCCUAAGUUGUCUAUCUCUCUUCCACUAACGCUUUGUUAAUAAUAUUGGAAAUACUUUUGUCUCUGUCACAUGAAGUGUGUAUUUAUUAAAACUCGUAUGUGGGUGUGAAGCUGAGCCGUGAAGUGAAACGAAUUUCCGGCCCGCAUUUUAAAGAUUUAUGAGUGAAAAUCACAUAAAACUAGUGCUGAAACCCAAAAAGUGCAAUGUACUGAAUAUUUGGAACAAGUAGCUAUGAAAUUCAUUAACGUGUCAUUAAUUUAAUUAGCAUUCUCUCACAUAAACAGCUGUAGUUGUGUGCUUACUCACUUCACUUGUUGCACUUGUCGUACUUUCAAAAACUUUAUUCCAUUGAAUAAUAUACCCGUUUUCGUGAGAAUGGUAAUCUGUUAUCUUAAUUGAGUCGAUCUAGAAUUAAAAAAACAGUUUAUGUUAUCUAAUUAACCGUUAUAACAGUGAUACGGGAUCGUGGGAGCGUGUGUUUUCGUUUUCCGUUUGUACGUUACGAUGCACCUGCACUGCAGAUAUUAUGUCGAUUGCUGCAACGCACCGAGUGAACAAUCGUGACACGGUUGAACGACUAAAUAAUGAAACUCCUGUUAGUUACCCAUGCUUGUUGUGACGAGACAGGUGGAACGCGAUCGUACAAGUCUGUGAGGAGUCAUCAAAAUCCAAAAAUGAGUCAUAAGUAGUGAUUGGAAUGCAGAUUUUGUUUUGUUUUUACUUGUGCCGAAUGCGUCACUAUUAAAAAAAUUACUGGCUGGAAGCAGGCAAGAAAAAAAAAAGAUAUUAAAAAGUAUACUCAGGCAAUAGUAUUUAUGGUAUUUCCCCUUGCCGAAAAUGAAGUGGUAUUUUUGAUAUUUCACAAGAAACAGCAGUCCUAUAUCAAUGGAUUCUGACAGGCUGUCUUCAGCAAAUAUUUCAACGCACAGUUCAGGGACAGCAGGGACAGUUGGAGGAUCUGUAGUGGGAGUCAGACCUGGUGAAGCGGGGCUUAAAAGAGAAGAUGAGGAUGAAUAUAACUUGGGCCCUUUGCCUCCGAUGUGGGAGAAGGCAUUUACACCUUCAGGAGAGGCAUAUUUUAUAGAUCACAAUACUGGAACUUCCCACUGGCUCGACCCCAGGCUUGCUCGGGUACGGAAACACUCACUAGGAGAAUGCGGAGAAGACGAGCUGCCAUAUGGAUGGGAGAGGGUGACAGAUGAGAGAUAUGGCUCAUACUAUGUGGACCAUAUCAAUAGGCGGACACAGUAUGAGAACCCGGUGCUUCAGGCUAGGAGGUUACGAGCGGAGAAAAUAGGCCCCGAAAAUGGAAACAAUGGCCCACCGAAUGGAUCAAGUUCUUCUGGAGAGCUGCGGGGCGAGCGGUUCGCGCUCACGCUUACUAAAAGCACGCAGGGUCUGGGCUUCACAUUGAUCGGUGCUGAAGGUCCACCAGAAACGGAGGGGUAUCUACAGAUACGCAGCAUUGUGCCUAACAGUCCAGCAUGGAUUGAUGGUGCCCUGCGACCGGGAGACGUUCUCGUCGGAGUUGGAGGGCGAGGAGUGCGAGGCCUGUCACACGCGCAGGUGGCGCAGAUGUUCCAGAACAUCGCUCCCGGCUCCAGCGUGGCACUGCAUCUCGUCAGAGGUUAUCCCCUCUCCUUCGACUCGGAAGACCCGAACACCCGCGUGCUCAGCACGUUGGCGGUGGACGCCAGCACUCCGGCCUCCUCGGACGCCGUGGCCAUGCAGCAACUGACCAGAGCCUUGAGGACAAGGUUCAACCUAGAUUCUCCAUCGAACACGAGUUGUGGUCGCGACGAGGCGGACACGGCGACCCCUAGUCCGGGACAGCGGAGGCUGCUGUCCCGCUCCUUCGACCUGGACGCCGUGAGCGACCAGCGGGACCAGGGGCCGGCACCAGGUAUGUGUCCACACCGCGACCCCAUUCUAACAUAUUCAACCAAGAACUACCAGCCGGGCGGCGGGGGCGGCGCGGGCGGCGGGGGCCGCGAGCUGCAGCUGCGGCUGCGGCGCGGCGCGGCCGGCUUCGGCUUCACCGUGGCCGACAGCGUGCACGGCCAGAAGGUCAAGAAGGUACUGGAUCGAUCGCGAUGCUCCGGCGCAGGAUUACGCGAGGGGGACUUACUGCUUCAAAUAGGAGACACCGACGUGCGCCACGCGCCGCACCAGCGGGUUGUACAGGUCCUGAAAGACUGUCCCGCCAUGCACGAGACGACGAUCCGAGUUUGGCGACGAAACAAUGCGGCUGGUAAAGCCCCGCGCAGCCGCUCGGCUACUCGCGUCCCGCCUGCGAACACGGCAGCGAACAACAGUCAACUCGGAAGAAGCAAGACUCCUACCGCAGAGCAACUCAGAUCACCUUCACUGCACACGGAGGACUCGCUGAGAGACAGACUCGAUGCUAUGAAUUCUGUGGAAGCGACGUACGCCGUGCCGGAGCCCGUGGCGCGCGGCGGGCUGCGGGAGCGGCGCCGCCGCAGCAGCACGCCGGGCUCGCGCCUCACGCUGCCCGCGCAGCCCUACGCGGCCCAGUGGCAGGUCUGUACUAAGUAAUAUCCGUCGCAGUGGAAGCGACAAACGUGGGUAGACAACUCUAACAACAUUCGAAACUGGGCCGAAAACUCACAGAAAUGGGAUGACAACGCCCAAAAGUGGGAAGAAAACGUCCAAAAAUGGGAACAAAAUGAACAAAAAUGGGAACAGAAUGACCAGAAAUGGGAGCAGAACGGGCAGAAGUGGGAGAACGGGAACGGGUGGGAGAACGGGGAGAGAUGGAACGGGAAUUGGGGCGAGGUGCCGACGCCGACCGUCCACGUGGACAUGAACGCGGCGUACUGGAGGGGGAACGCUAGUGUCGCGGACAGCAGCGAUAAUGGAGGUUUCCCAGAAGAUGGCAUGCUGCACUCGCCCACUACAGCAGCGUUGGGAGGGCUGCCGCCGCAUGCCCAGUCACCCUCCACCAGUCGGAUGAGGCCGCACUCGCCUUCCAACUCCACAGGUCGCAUGAGGAGCCAGUCGCCCGGCAGCACCAGCGCCUCCGAGCGGCUGCUGCCCGCCGCGCGCCUGCACAGCCGCUCGCCCUCCAACAACUCGCCGGCUAGAAGCAAAGACAAUAUGAGAAUGCGAGAAAAUUCCCCGCCCCGACACAUGCACUCUCCCGUAUCUCGAAGAUCGCCGUCCUGUUACGAUAACGACUCCAUAGCGCAGCAAAAUGCCGUCUACGUCGGGAACUAUCCGCAGGUGGAGGCAGGCGGCGCCGCGGACCCGGAGGCGGACGUGCUGGUGCGGCUGGCGCGCGGCGCGGCCGGGUUCGGGUUCCGCAUCGUGGGCGGCACCGAGGACGGCAGCCGCGUCGCCGUGGGCUACGUCGUGCCCGGCGGUCCGGCGGACGGGCUGCUGCGGCCGGGCGACCUGCUGACGUCGGCGGACGGCGUGUCGCUGGCGGGCGCCACGCACGCGCGCGCCGUCGCCUACGUGUGCCAGGCGGCCGCCAGGGGACACGUAACACUGGGCGUACGCCACAAUCGAGCCGACAUACAAUCUUUAGGUUUGCCUACAAUGCCCAAUCAGCACCAACCUUUACUUACGUCGGCGGCCGCGCAGCCCCCCUACGGGCUGGUGCACCCCGCGCCGCUCUACCCGCCCGCGCCGCCGCAGCCCGGACCCAUGUACGGGGUGCAAUACGACACAGCUACAGGCGGGUGGUCGUCGGUACCCUAUGACGUCACAGUCACGAGGAACGAGGGCGAGGGCUUCGGGUUCGUGGUCAUCUCGUCCACGAAUAAGGCCACUAGCACUAUUGGCCAACUGAUCCCGAACUCGCCUGCAGCCCGCUGCGGCCUGCUGCACGUCGGUGACACCAUCGUAGCCAUCAACCACACGCCAGUCCGCAACCUGCCACAUCCCGAGGUUGUCGCCUUGAUUAAACACUCGCAUCGAGCGGUAACACUUACUGUUUUACCACCGCAACAUACGCCUCCUUAAAUGUAUAAUCGUGGGGCGUCGCCCCCUAGGGGGACACCGUUGUCGCCAUCAACCGCACGCCCGUCCGUAACCUGCCACGUCCCGACGUUGUCUCCUUGCUCAAACACUCCCAUCGACCGGUAACACUUACUGUUUUACCACAUAAGAAGUUCCGAGGGGCGACAUAUUCGUUUACUCGACAAAGCCCAUUAAUAAAGGGAAAAAAAAGAAGUUCCGAGCAAUGGGACAUUCCCCUUUAGAGGGACAACAAUCUGCAACUCCCUGAGUUUGUCGCCUUGAUUAUACAAACUUCGUGGUAAAGUCAUCAUAAGUGUUUAAUCAAGCACGCGUCUUUGUGGGGCGUCGCCCCCUAGGGGGACGCCAUAUGGACCACAGAACCACACUUCAAAUCAAGGACUCCUAUCGAGUAGAUACACUGACUGUUUUAUCUCGGCAACUCAUGCACGAGAGGGCUGCAGCCCCCUGUUGACCGCCACUGACUGCUAUGUGUGACAACCUUUAUGGUUAUUGAUUAUUUACAUCCCAUUUAGUUAUUUACAAAAGAAAAAAUGUGUGUAUUAUACAAUUUUAUUUUCAAUAUAAAUCUUCUGUCAGGAAGAUGUAACGUAAAAAAGCUAAUUUUGUGCUUUUUAUGCAUACUACGUGUAAUGAUUACACAAAAAUACCUAAUAAAGUCACGACCAACAUUUUUACUACAUCAAUCGAUUUUUUUAAGACAGAGGGGCAUUCCACAAAAAAGGUCUACUUUGUCGAGAACGAGACGCGUAUACGGCAUCUACCUUAAUACUCGUAACAUGUAGAAAUCGGUAUUAUAUACCGUAGAAUUUAAAUCUUAGUUAUCAAACGUCAUGUCAAUUAUCAGCUUCUUAACUUUAUCAGAAGUGUUUAAAAAAUGGCGUCACGUACCCGACAGUUCUCUGGAAUGCACCAAGAAAUCUAUAAAUCUAGUUUUAAAAACACCGUGCACUGAGACGAUAUUUGUCAUAAAAAUUGACUCGAACUGUUCAUUAGGUACAUAAAAACCUUAGUCAGUAAUGAAAUUAUAGCUUUAAUAAAAUAUUUUAUAAUAAUCAUUUAAAAAUUGAUGGUUGUGGUUUUUGCCAAUGGGUGGAAAGCUAAACGCUAUUUGCAGCUAUUUCGUAUUUUAGAACCGUCCAAAUUACCUUUAGCGUUAUACUUGUACAUGCCGUGCCUUAAACAUACUGUUUUGUAAGUACCAAGGGUAGGGUUAUACAUUUUUUAAUAAAUAAAUAAAUCAUGUUUUAAGCGUAAACAUUUUGUAUCGUAGGUAUCUGCUAUACAUAUGUACUAAUUUAUCAAUGAAGUUAAAAACGGAAUAAAAUGGUUGAAAAAAUUUUUUUACACCACUUGUUAUUUUGUAGAUCACUGUUUUUUUAAAAUGGCGGUCUAUAAUGGUGUUUUUAAAGGGUCUGCAACGCGCAUGUAACUCCUCCGGAGUUGCAGGCGUACAUAGCCUACGGAGACUGCUUACCAUCAGGCGGGCCGUUUGGUCAUUUGCCACCGUCGUGUUAUUAAAAAAAUAUAUACACCGUGGUCCCAUAUAACCCGACAGAUUUUAAAGCUGGAUUUUUACCGCAUUUAGAGACUAAAAUGUCGUUCACAGUUUUCUGGAAUCGAUCUUGUUUUAGAGAAAAAAAACAUACAACCGAAUUGAUAACCUCCUCUUUUGAAAUUUUGAAGUCGGUUAAUAAUGCGUGCGCUGCCACAUGUGACUUAGAGUAUGUCUAAUACUUACAGACAUACAUUAAAGCUUCAAACGAUACUCGCUAAAUGUAUAUGUGACGACCGGUCUGGCCUAGUGGGUAGUGACCUAGUGACCCUGUAAAAAACCGCCGAUGCCCUGUAAAUGAAGCCGAUGGUCCCGGGUUCAAAUCCUGGUAAGGGCAUUUAUUCGUGUGGUGAGCAUGGAUAUUUGUUCCUGAGUCAUGGGUGUUUUCUACGUAUUUAAAUAUUUAUAUAUUAUAUAUAUCGUUGUCUAAGUACCUACAACACAAGUCUUAUUGAGCUUACUGUAGGACUUUAGUCAAUUUGUGUAGUAAUGUCCUAUAAUAUUUAUUUAUUGUGACGACUACAUCGAAAUCUCUGUAAAGCGUGAAGCAUACUUGGUCCUAAUGGGGGCUUAAAACUGGCAUUGCUCAAAACAGAGGGCACAAAAGUCUGUCUAUUUAUUGUUCAUAUACACCGUGGGCACAUAUGACAUGAUAGAUUUUAACCAAAGCUUUUGGUCAAAUUCAGCAAAAAAAAAAUUUUUUGUGUG
Messenger RNA from Cydia pomonella (codling moth), 6835 nucleotides. RefSeq names its product membrane-associated guanylate kinase, WW and PDZ domain-containing protein 2 (gene Magi). The record is from RefSeq and is a predicted model, not a curated record. Gene Ontology annotation, biological process: signal transduction. NCBI's taxonomy places the organism in Eukaryota, Metazoa, Arthropoda, Insecta, Lepidoptera, Tortricidae. Gene Ontology annotation, molecular function: protein binding. The transcript has 23 exons. Gene Ontology annotation, cellular component: cytoplasm.